AUGCUCAACCCGGACUCCCAUCGGAUGUACGGACGGAGUGAGGCGACGGCUCCCCAGCCGGUGAGCCCUCGCAUCUCCUUUUCCAACGGCUUUGUUCUUGACUCUGCCACCGGGGCCCCCUCAGUCAAGUACGAGCGCUCCUCUGCGGUCUCUCCGUCUUCAUCAGACUUCGAGUUCUCGGCGGGGAGCUACAACAUGAUGACAGCGGACGAGCUCUUCUUCAAGGGUCGGUUGCUGCCGCUAAAGGAUGCCAGUGUCGAGACUCAGAAGGGGUGCACUACUCUGCGCGACGAGGUACUCUCGGGGGAACGCGACGCCUACCCCUCUUUGGCACUAUCUUCGUCCAGGAUGUCCACGAAGUUGACACAUAGGUGGAAGAGUUUUCUGGGCCUGAGCAGAUCGCACUCCUGGGGAAAGAAGAACGAGAAGAAGCAAGACAAACAGCAGCCACGGCAUCAAGUGGAGGGCAUAGUUAAAGACCUUAGGGAGGUGAUGCACUCUCCGAGUCAAGUUCUUGAGCUUUUAAUCUUCUUGAAUAUUUGA
Messenger RNA from Spirodela intermedia, 543 nucleotides. The record is from the annotation of a GenBank genome assembly. NCBI's taxonomy places the organism in Eukaryota, Viridiplantae, Streptophyta, Magnoliopsida, Alismatales, Araceae.